CUACGUAGGUUUUUCACUCCAGCAAUUAUACUUAUACGGUUACAUAAGACUUAGAAAUGAUCAUUACUGUCACAGCGUUAUUCCAAUUAUCUCGUUAUUACAGGUCAGAAAUUCGAUAAUGUCUUCCCGCCGAAAAUUCGCCGUUGGCUCGGAUUGGCGCUAGCAAUUUUCGAUGUUUUUCUUUUGGUGGCUAUCACUACGGCUUCAAUUCCCUCAUCACAGUCUACAAAUCAGUUGGCGUCUACGCUUACAACUGUACGGAAAAUGGCUGCUCUUAUCAUUAUGAUAUGUUCGGAGUUGUUUUCAUGGUUUGGAUGGUGUCACAAAUGUGUCUUAUUGUAUUUGCUGGGAUACUGAUGGAUAAGGUGGGGCUGAGAAUAUUAAAACUGCUGGCAGCUGUAGUAUACUUUACUGGUACCGUAAUGUUUGCAUUUACAACUGGUGAAACAGUGCCACUAUUCUAUGCUGCCGGUAUACUUGUCGCUUUAAGUAGUAUAUGCAGCUUGAUAUGCAAUCAUCAAGUCAGUUCCAUGUUCCCACAGUUUCGUGGUCUUUGUAUAUCGCUUUUGUCUGGAGCGUACGACUCAAGUUCGGUUGUAGCUUAUGUGUUGUCGUUGACCUAUCUUGUAUUCCCAUUCAAAUGGUCGUUUAUUAUUUUGGCUUGCGGCUCAAUAGUUGUUGGCAGUUUUGUGGCACUCUUUAUCCUUACUCAGAAAUCUGAAGAUAUGGGGAAAUUCUCCUCCAUCAACACAGAAGAAGAAAAGUUAUGUGAGAAAACGUCAAUUGAAAGUUCGGGAGAAAUGGAUAUCUAUGGAGAAAUAUCUUCAAUUUUGGAUAAACGUUACCCAUCUUUAUUAAGUUGUGUUUUUUCUUUAUCAUACUUACUGAUUAAUCUUUGGUUUACUUUGGGUUUGUUUCGUUUCUCAUUUUACCUAUCGCACUUAGCAAAACACAUAAAUGAUGCGUAUUCUGACAAGUCAACUGCAGAUCAUUUGUUAAGUAUUUCCUCAGCAUUCUUCAUGUCGAGUUUCUUGCUGUCACCAGUUACUGGUCUUAUGAUUGACUUCUGUCUCAAAAGAGCUCGAACGAGCAUUAAGAACAUGCUCACCAACGAACGUGAUUUAGCGAAUCCCGAUAAAAUGUAUUAUACUCUAACACUUGGCCUAGUCCCGGGACAAGGUCUUUUGGCUCUCUCUGCUGUUGCUCUGAGUGCAAUGAUGUUUAUACCUAGUCCUAUAGCUUCUUAUGCAUCGUUUGUAUUCUUGGUUAUAUUAAGGUCACUCUUAUUCAGUUGCUUCAUUAGCUUUCUUCUGUCUGCAUUCCCAAUACGUUAUUUUGGUACAUUGAAUGGCAUUACUAGUGCGGUAUCAGGUUUAAUAUGUCUCUCGACGAAUGCCUUUCUUCGUACUAGCAGAUCUACAGAUAAUUAUGUAACCAUGGCGAUAUCGAUCGGGAUAUUUGUUGUACCUAUUAUUUUUCUAAUCAAAUCAAGACAAUAAAUCAGUCAGUGUUGUGAUCUUAUGAAAAUCUUGUUUUUAUUUUUAUAUUGAGACCCGAAAUUAGAUAUGAAUGCUUCAAUAUUUAAAUUUUGCAACAACUUAUAUGGUGUAAACUUUCGUUAAUUAAUUAAUUUUUUCAAUAAUAAAAAUUUAUG
Messenger RNA from Schistosoma haematobium, 1654 nucleotides. RefSeq lists its product as uncharacterized. Lineage: Eukaryota; Metazoa; Platyhelminthes; Trematoda; Strigeidida; Schistosomatidae. Gene Ontology annotation, molecular function: transmembrane transporter activity. Bases 288 to 1499 code for a protein of 403 amino acids. The record is from RefSeq and is a predicted model, not a curated record. Gene Ontology annotation, biological process: transmembrane transport. The transcript is spliced from 2 exons.